AUCAACAAUUUUGAAAUGCCCAUAAAAAUUCACAGGACGAACCUCAGCACGACCGACUCGCACUCCAAUGAGUACAAGUUUUUAUUGAACAAGUCUCCGAGGAUAAUCAUACCAGAUUUACGUGUAAACAUGGCUGACAUAGCAUAUUCAAGUGUGGACAACGAAGUAUCCGAAAUUCUGAAUAAGUGUUUCGUUACCAGUUUUCGAAAUGGAUAYAUUAAAGCUAAUGAUGUCGUGUUGCCCGUGUACUUCAAGAAGUUUGGACAACGCAUACAGGAUAUGGACAUCAGAGACGAUGACAUUUGGGUCUGCAGUUACCCAAAAACAGGUUUCAAUUUAUUUAAAUAUCCAGCUAAAAACGUUUUGGUUUUGGAAGACCAUUUAAGUUUCGAAAGCAUGAAGAACAACAGAGCUGUGAAUUACGAGCCUGUUAUUGAGAUUAAUAAGACUCACAAUUUAAUUGAUGCUGAUGGAAGUUUCAUGAGAAGUGGUACAGUGGGAGGAGGAAAACAAAAAAUGUCACCAGAGUUUGUAAACAUUUUUGAUGAAUGGGAAGAGAAAUGUCUAGGGAAAAGUGGAUUAAAGUUUUGAAGAAAUUAACUAAGUAGUAAAGUGGUGUUAGGUGUUUAGUGCGAAUGUAAUUACAAAAAUAAUAAUAUUUAUUUAUUUAUUUAUUGGUUAUUAAACUUUGUGUACGUUCCGUAAACUAUUUUAUAGAUACAUAAUCACCGAUUUUCGCAUGAUGUGAUGAAUCAAUUGGCUACUCGUAUUUAAACGCAACAAUUUGGCUAUUGGAACCAAAUAACAGUUAAAAAUAUAAACCAUUUUGGUCUAUGGUUGUAUCUCUAUAAAAUUUACCUUUUGUUACAGUCACUACUGGAAGUUAGUGUAUACUACUUAAAAUAUAAACUACUAAAAAUUAUUUUCUUUAUUAUAAACUGUUUAAAUUAAGCGCCUUGUAUCACAUAUAACAUGAUUUAAUUUUGUUAAACUCGUAAGUAUAUAAUAAAUAAUAAUAAUGAAUUAACCAAAAAAAUAUAUUUUAUGGAAUCAACCAGUUAAUAUCACAAAAUUACCCAGACCACCGUCAUCACUAAUCACAUUACUUGGAACUCUCUACAAUAAUGAUAUAUUAUUAUCGUAUAGUUUUUUUUUUAUACAUUUCUUAUGAGUAUGAAUUUUGUUAAUAUCUAAGCAUUUCAACUAUUUGAUAUUAAAAUAAKAAUCAAAUAUUAAUAUGAUAGUAUGUAGUUGUUUUUUAGAUAAAUACCUAUAUUA
Messenger RNA from Diuraphis noxia (Russian wheat aphid), 1278 nucleotides. Its product is annotated as luciferin sulfotransferase-like. Lineage: Eukaryota; Metazoa; Arthropoda; Insecta; Hemiptera; Aphididae. Gene Ontology annotation, molecular function: sulfotransferase activity. The record is from RefSeq and is a predicted model, not a curated record.